CGUAUCUCGGCUGGUGUUAAUCGACUCCCGGAAUUAAAUACACGUGCAGCUUAUAACCUAAGCCUAGGAACGCGUGUUUUAAUGAGUGCGUGGUGAUUCUGUGAUAGUGAUGGGUGCCCCGAAAAAGGCAACAAAACGAAAGCAGAGCGUGAUUGCUACCAAAAAAGCGGUGAAUAGUAGCCCAGUUAAAAAUGUAGAGGAAUCAGACGAAUUAUCGGACUCGGAAUCGGAAGAUUUCUUGCCUACUGAUCAAAUAAACGACGACGAGGAUAGCACGGAUGACGAGGUCACAAAUGAAGAAGAAGCUCCUGAUUCUGAUACAGAAAAAGACCCAAUUGUUUUUGGAUCGGACAACGAGGAGGAUGAACUCGAGUUUGAGUCUGACUCAGAAGAUUAUGAUGAGGAGGAAGAUGAUCAAUCAGAAAAGGAUUCUGAUGAGGAGGAAGAUGAUGACUCCGAAAAGGAUUCUGAGGAAGCGGAAGAUGCAAGUGACGAUUCUGAGGAAGAGAAAGAUGAAACAAAUUUAGCAUCUGCUGAUGAGGAAUCUGAAGAAGAAGUACCAGAAACCAAAACAACUAAUAAAUCCUUAAUAAAGUCUAGGAAACAAAAUAACGAUGACAAAGGGGUAGCUAAGAACAAAGUUAAAAAGAAAGUGAGCCUUACAAAUGCUAGUGAAAGAAAUUCAAAAAAUGGUUUGCCAGGCAAUAAAACGAAUCUUGUAAAUAAAAAUAGUGCUAGUGUAGCGCCUGGAGUAGACAAACAGCUGAGCAAUACAGAUGAAUAUGAAAACGAUACAUCGGAUGAAGAAGAUCUCAGAAAUACUGUUGGGAACAUUCCAAUGAAAUGGUAUGAAGAAUAUCCUCAUAUUGGAUAUGAUUGGAAUGGAAAGAAGAUUCUAAAACCAGAGAAAGGGGACCAGUUGGAUAAUUUCCUGAAGCGAAUGGAAGACCCUGAUUUUUGGAGAACUGUGAAAGACCCUAUGACUGGACAAGAUAUUGUACUCAGUGAAGCUGAUAUCGAACUUAUUACUAGAAUACAGAAACAAAAAAUACCUGAUGCGCAAUUCGACGAGUACGCGCCCUGGGUUGAGUGGUUCACAUCAGAAGUUAUGAAAACACCUUUGCGUAAAUUCCCUGAGCACAAGAGAUCAUUCCUGCCUUCGAAGUCUGAGGCAAAGAAAGUCUCCAAAUUGGUUCACGCACUAAAGAUGGGAUGGAUCAAAUCUACUGUUGAAAUGGAGAAAGAGAAGCAAGAAAAGAAGGGUGAGCAGCAAUUUUAUAUGCUUUGGCAGUCAGAUGAUCAGGCAGAAGAAAUGCGCAGAAUUCACAAGCAUAUACCAGCGCCUAAGAGACACCUACCAGGUCAUGCAGAGAGUUAUAACCCACCACCUGAGUAUUUGUUCGAUAAAAGAGAAUUGAAGGAAUGGAAUAAGCUCAAGUCCACCCCAUGGAAGAGGAAACUUCAUUUCAUCCCACAAAAGUUUAAUUCACUCCGGGAAGUACCAGCUUAUUCAAAGUAUAUUAAAGAGCGGUUCCAGAGAUGUUUGGACUUAUAUCUUUGCCCAAGAGCCCUGAAAAUGAGGUUGACCAUUGAUCCGGCAAGUUUAGUUCCACAACUACCUAGUCCCAAAGAUCUACAACCAUUCCCUACCACUAUGUCUAUGGUGUUUAAGGGACACACAGAUAUGAUCAGAAGUUUUGCUGUUGAGGCUAAAGGACAGUACAUUGCUUCUGGUGGAGAUGACAUGACGCUUAAAAUUUGGGAAGUAGCGACGGGUAGAUGCGUAAAAAGUAUUCCUUGCGGGGGCAUAGUGAGAAGCGUUGCUUGGUGCCCUAAUCAAGCAAUCUCUCUUAUUGCUGUAGCUGCCGAUCAGAAAGUUUUGUUGAUCAAUCCUGGUAUAGGAGAUCAUUUAAUUACCAGCAAAACUGACCAACUUUUGGAAAUCAUACCUCAAAGCGACGUGAUAGUGAGCGAGAGAGUCAAGACGGCGGUUCAGUGGGAACAAGCAGGGGGUGAAAAUUGGCAAACAGGUAUAAGAAUCAUACUAAAUCAUUUUAAAGAUGUUAAGCAAGUUACAUGGCACGCCCGAGGUGAUUAUUUGGCCACUGUUAUGCCUGAUGGACAAAAUAGGUCUGUGUUAAUUCACCAACUUUCGAAGAGACGCUCGCAACUGCCCUUCAGUAAAUCUAAGGGGUUGGUGCAAUGCGUGUUAUUCCAUCCAAUAAGACCAUUUUUAUUUGUGGCGACACAGAGAAAUGUAAGAAUAUACGACUUAGUCAAGCAAGAGAUGGUGAAGAAACUGCUCUCAAAUUCCAUGUGGAUCUCAACGAUGGCAAUACAUCCUGGCGGCGAUAACAUAUUGGUGGGGACAUAUGAUAGAAAAAUGCUUUGGUUUGAUCUGGACUUGAGUACAAAGCCAUAUCAAACACUACGGUUACACGGAACGGCAGUGCGAGGGGUUGCAUUUCAUAAACGCUAUCCGUUGUUUGCGUCAGGAGCUGACGACAAAAGCCUUAUUAUAUCUCAUGGAAUGGUGUACAAUGAUCUCCUCCAAAAUCCGUUGAUUGUACCGUUAAAGAGGUUGUGCAAUCAUGAAACAUAUAAUGAUUUUGGUAUUCUCGAUGUCAUGUUUCACCCUAUACAGCCUUGGGUUUUCUCAGCCGGAGCGGACGCAACUAUUCGAUUAUAUACAUAAUUUUAAUACGAAUAAACGCUAUUUCAGCCCACGACUGCAGUGUCGUAUUCUAAUAAACUUAUUUUAUUAUAAUGA
Messenger RNA from Athalia rosae (coleseed sawfly), 2770 nucleotides. RefSeq names its product ribosome biogenesis protein BOP1 homolog. The record is from RefSeq and is a predicted model, not a curated record. The transcript has 8 exons. Gene Ontology annotation, molecular function: ribonucleoprotein complex binding; protein binding. NCBI's taxonomy places the organism in Eukaryota, Metazoa, Arthropoda, Insecta, Hymenoptera, Athaliidae. Gene Ontology annotation, biological process: maturation of LSU-rRNA from tricistronic rRNA transcript (SSU-rRNA, 5.8S rRNA, LSU-rRNA); ribosome biogenesis. Gene Ontology annotation, cellular component: preribosome, large subunit precursor; PeBoW complex. Bases 110 to 2695 code for a protein of 861 amino acids.